Molecule: messenger RNA, 31153 nt
Organism: Lymnaea stagnalis (great pond snail)
Lineage: Eukaryota; Metazoa; Mollusca; Gastropoda; Lymnaeidae
Source: the annotation of a GenBank genome assembly
AGUUCAAGCAAAACUGGGAGCGAGGUAACCUUGUCUCAGGGUAUAUGUGAAAAUAUUGAGGAAAUUAUCAAAGCAGGAAGUUCAUAUUCGAUCUCAGGCGUUGAUGGAAAAGUUCAUAGUGCAUCACUGUCGAUGCUGGAAAUGUUCAUAGUACGUAUGUUCAUUAUGCUAAUAAGUACAAAGGUUCAUUAUGUUAAUACGUACAUAGGUUCACUAUGCUAAUCUGUACAUAGAUUCAUUAUGUUAAUAUGUACAUGAGUUCAUUAUGUUAAUACAUACGUACAUAGGUUUAUAACGUUAAUAUGUGCAUAACAUCUUUAUGUUAACGUGUAAAUAGGUUAUUAUUCUAAUUAGUACAUAUGUUCAUUAUGCUAAUACGUAAAAAGGCUUAUGAUGUUAAUAUGUGAAUAGGUUUAUUAUGUUAAUAUCUACAUAAUAUCUUUAUGUUAAUACGUACAUAGGUUCACCAUGUUAAUACGUACAUAGGUUCACCAUGAUAAUACGUACAUAGCUUCACCAUGUUAAUAUGUACAUAGGUUCACCAUGAUAAUGCGUAUAUAGGUUCACCAUGUUAAUACGUACAUAGGCUCACCAUGUUAAUACGUACAUAGGUUCACCAUGUUAAUACGUGCAUAGGUUCACCAUGUUAAUAUGUACAUAGGUUCACCGUGAUAAUAGGUACAUAGGUUCACCGUGAUAAUAGGUACAUAUGUUCACCAUGAUAAUAGGUACAUAGGUUCACCAUGAUAAUAUGUACAUAGGUUCACCAUAUUAAUACGUACAUAGGUUCACCAUGAUAAUACGUACAUAGGUUCACCAUGAUAAUAGGUACAUAGUUUCACGAUGUUAAUACGUACAUUUAAUAGGUAAAUAUGUUCACCAUGAUAAUAGGUACAUAGGUUCACCAUGUUAAUACGUACGUAGGUUCAUAAUGUUAAUACGUACAUAGGUUCACCAUGAUAAUAGGUACAUAGGUUCACCAUGAUAAUAGGUACAUAGGUUCACCAUGGUAAUAGGUACAUAGGUUCACCAUGAUAAUAGGUACAUAGGUUCACCAUGAUAAUAGGUACAUAGGUUCACCAUGUUAAUACGUACAUACGUUCUAACAAAAAUGAAAGAAGCGUAUUUAUUUCUCUUAAUGUAGGUUUCUUGAAAAAAAAUUUUUUUUUAUCUUAUUGAAACAAACACAAAGACAACUGUAAUUUAUGCACAUUUAUUUUAGCAUUGAUUGAUAUCCUUUGCAUAUAAUUACCAUUGGGAUAGCACUCGUUGUCACUCGAAUAAUCAGACACUACUUACGGUUUUACUAUUUUCAAAAUGAUCAAAUCACAUACACUUCUGUUAUGAUCAAAUCACAUUCAGUUCUACUAUGAUCAAGUCACAUACAGUUGUGCUAUGAUCAAAUCACAUACAGUUUUGCUAUGAUGAAGUCACAUACAAUUCUGCUAUGAUCAUUUUACUAUACACCAGAAAGAAAGACGAACUCUUUCAAUAAAAGAUUGUUACGAUAAAAAAGUAUACCCCGACAACAAUAAACAUGAAUUCACAUGCCAAAUACAUGAAUUCACAUGCCAAAUACAUGAAUUCACAUGCCAAAUACAUGAAUUCACAUGCCAAAUACAUGAAUUCACAUGCCAAAUACAUGAAUUCACAUCCAACAUCGCAAAUGAAUGCACAUACCACACACUCACAUGAGUGCACAUAUAACAAAUAAAACGUGACAUAUUUCUGUGAUUUUAAAAUUAAUUAAUUUUUUAAAAUGUAAAGACUAUAUUUUAACUAAACUUUAAAAAUUUCCGAAAGCAAAUAGUGCAAUAGUGUGCUAUAUAGUGCAAUAGUGUGCUAUAAUUGGAUUCGCUUGCUAUCAGGUGCUUUGGUUGCUAAUAUGUGUUUUGGUAACUAUAAUGUGAUUCGGUAGUUGGAAUGUGCUUUGUUUCUAUUUUGUGAUAUAGUGUAGCUUUCUGAAUCGUUAAAGUAAAGUAAAGUGUCAAGUGGAACAGAGAAACAAGUCAUUUCAACGAUGGCGGACAUAGCAUGUCCGGUCAUGGUCAUCUUAAUCUUAUUGGAUAUUGCUACAGCCACGGUAAGUAAGGGAAUGUGCUUAUUCAUGUCUGUCUUGUCUUCUUAUAGUUUGAAAAUCAUAUCUGCUGUCUUGUCUUCCUAUAGUUUGAUAAUCGUGUGUGUCUUUUCUUAUUUCAGUUUGAUAAUCGUGUGUGUCUUGUAUUAUUACAGUUUGAUAAUUGUGUCUGUCUUGUCUUAUUACAGUUUGAUAAACGUGUCUGUCUUGUCUCAUUACAGUUUAAUAAUUGUGUGUGUCUUGACUUAUUACCGUUGAUAAUUGUGUGUGUCUUGUCAUAUUACAGUUUGAUAAUUUUGUCUGUCGUGUCUUAUUACAGGUUGAUAAUAGUAUCUGUCUUGUUUUAUUACAUUUUAAUAAUCAUGUGUGUAUUGUCUUAUUACAGUUUGAUCAUCGUGUGUUUCUUGUCAUAUUACAGCAGUUAGAUAAUCGUGUCUGUCUUGUCUUUUUACAUUUUGAUAAUCGUGUCUGUCAUGUCUUAUUACACUCUGAUAAUCGUGUGUGUAUUGUCUUAUUACAGUUUGAUAAUCAUGUGUGUCUCGUUUUAGUAAAAAAAAUUUGGACAUUUUUUCAGGAAUAGCAGUUUUUGACAUUUAAAUACAAAUAAAUUUAGAACAUUUCCCCAUUGAAGGAAAUUAAGGGCAUUUCCCCAUUGAAGGAAAAGUAGGACAUGAGUCUGUUGGAUAGUAUGAAAAAUGUUACCUUUAUUUAUCUUGUUAUUUAAUUUAAGUUUGUUAAAUGCAACAUGAAAUAGCAUAUUAAAUGCCACAUUAAAUACCAAAUAAAAUAAAAAUUAAAUGACACAUUAAAUGCUACACUAAAUGCCACAUUCCUCAUCCUCCUCCUCAUGUCCCUUAGUCAUUUGACCGUUGGGACGCCACAGAUGACAUGUGAACCAUCCUCCUCCAUUCCUCUCUGUCUUCUGCACUACGCACUGCAUCGCCCAGGGUUAGUCCUGUCCACUCUUUGAUGUUAUCAUUCCAUCUUUUUUCUUUGUCUUCCUCUUCUUCUCCCUCCUCUUGUGGUGCCCUGCAAUAUUUCUUUGGCCAGCCCUUUUUUCCUUGUUACGUGGCCGUAGCAUUGUAGGUUGCUUUUUUUCAUUAAAUAACACAUUAAAUGCAAAAUUAAAUGCCACAUUAAAUGUCACAUUAAAUGCCACAUUAAAUACCACUUAAAUACCAAAUUAAAUAACAGUUUAAAAGCCACAUUAAAUGCCACAUUAAACACCGUAUUAGUGUGAGAAUAAAAUUGUAUGAAAUAAAAGGUUGUAGAAUUUAAAUUAAAAAUUUGGUAAGGAGGGUGUGAUGAUUUAAGCAAGAUUGGCGCUUAAAUAAAAUUAUGGUCUACUGACAACAAGAAACCUCUAUCACCCUCAGGGACACACGACUGUCAGCACUGACAUAUUGAUUUAAACGUCAGAGACACCCGACUGCCAGCUGACAUAUUGAUUUAAGCGUCAGAGACACCCGACCGCCAGCUGUCAUAUUGAUUUAAGCGUCAGAGACACCCGACCGCCAGCUGUCAUAUUGAUUUAAACGUCAGAGACACCCGACUGCCAGCUGACAUAUUGAUUUAAACGUCAGAGACACCCAACUGCCAGCUGACGUAUUGAUUUAAACGUCAAAGACACCCGACUGCCAGCUGACGUAUUGAUUUAAACGUCAGAGACACCCGACUGCCAGCUGACAUAUUGAAUUAAACGUCAGAGACACCCGACUGCCAGCUGACAUAUUGACUUAACCCACAGAGGCACCCAACUGUCAGCAUUGACAAUUUGACUUGACUCACAGAGACACCCGACUUUCAGCACUGACAUAUUGACUUUACCCACAAAGACACCCGACUGUCAGCAUUUACAUAUUGACUUUACCCACAAAGACACCCGACUUUCAGCACUGACAUAUUGACUUUACCCACAAAGACACCCGACUGUCAGCAUUUACAUAUUGACUUUACCCACAAAGACACCCGACUUUCAGCACUGACAUAUUGACUUUACCCCCAAAGACACCCGACUGUCAGCAUUGACAUAUUGACUUAACCCAGAGAGACAUUCUACCGUCAUCACUGUCAUAUUGACUUCACCCACAUAGACAUCUGACUGUCAGCACUGAAAUAUUGACUUCACCCAGGGAGACAUCCUACCGUCAUCACUGUCAUAUUGACUUCACCCACAUAGACAUCUGACUGUCAGCACUGACAUAUUGACUUCACCCAGGGAGACAUCCUACCGUCAUCACUGUCAUAUUGACUUCACCCACAUAGACAUCUGACUGUCAGCACUGACAUAUUUACUCUCCCUACAGAGACACCAGACUGUAAGAACUGACAUAUUAACUUAACCCUCAGAGACAUCCAACUGUCAGAACUGACAUAUUGACUUCCCCCACAGAAAAACACAACUGUCAGAACUGACAUAUUGACUAAACCCACAGAGACACCCAACUGUCAGCACUGACAUAUUGACUUCACCCACAGAGGCAUCCAACUGUCAGCACUGACAUAUUGAAUUCACCCACAGAGGCAUCCAACUGUCAGCACUGACAUAUUGAAUUCACCCACAGAGACACCCGACUUCCAUCACUGACAUAUUGACUUCACCCACAGAGACACCAGACUGUUACCACUGACAUAUGGACUUCACCCUCAUGAAUAUCCGUCUGUCAACACUGACAUAUUGACUUAACCGACAGAGACAUCCGACUGUCAGCACUGACAUAUUGACUUCACCCACAGAGACACCCGACUGCCAGCACUGACAUAUUGACUUAACCGACAGAGACACCCGACUGCCAGCACUGACCUAUUGACUUCACCCACAGAGACACCCAACUGCCAGCACUGACCUAUUGACUUCACCCACAGAGACACGCGACUGCCAGCACUGACCUAUUGGCUUCACCCACAGAGACACCCGACUGCCAGCACUGACAUAUUAACUUAACCCUUAGACCGCACGUUUCAUAAUGUCACCUGGAUGCCCAGCGCGGGGAGUAGGGUAGUUUGGGAGGUUGAGCCUGGGAGUAGGGUAGUUUGGGAGGUUGAGCCUUGGAAAAGGGUAACUUUUGUAGGUGAGUCUGGGAGUAGGUUAAGUUUAGGAGGUGAGUCUGGGAGUAGGUUAAGUUUAGGAGGUGAGUCUGGGAAUAGGUUAAGUUUAGGAGGUGAGUCUGAGAGUAGGUUAAGUUUAGGAGCUGAGUCUGAGAGUAGGGUAAGUUUAUGAGGUGAGUCUGGGAGUAAGGUAAGUUUUGGGGGUGAGUCCCACUUAAUGGACACAUAAUACUGUAGUGGCUAGCAAUGGGAAUUGGCUGAAUCUAACUUAAUGUACUCAUUAUACUGUAGUGCCUAGCUCUGGGAGUAGGGUAUUUUUUGUUGGGUCCAUCGCACUGAAUGAACUCAUUAUACUGUUGUGCUCAGCAGACAGGCUAAUUUCAGACUAGACAUGCUGAUAUAAAAAUGGACAUGUUAAAGUCUUACAAGCAUGCUGAUGUCUUGCCAGCUCAGCCCCUAAAGAAUAUGCUUAAACUACUUGUAGCCGUCUGUUUGGUCCCCUACUAACGACAGAUGAUGUUUUCAAAACUCUGUUUCAGCCCAGCAUAACGUCGUUCAAGAAGGCCGCCACGGUCAGUGAGGAUGCGACGGUCAACGAAAUAUUGUCCACCAUAGUCUGCACUGACACUGACGGUGACGUCACCACGACAUCGGUCAAGUCGAUGUCUCCUACCAGUCCUUGCAGCAAGUGCUUUGAAGUUUUGAAUUGUGGAACUGGUAGGCACAGAAACACUUAAGAAUGUAGCUAAACUAAUGAACUUAGCUAACCUAUUAACAUAGCUAAACUAAUGAACAUAGCUAACCUAUUAACAUAGCUAAACUAAACAAAACUAAGUUGAUGAUUCACCUUUUGAAAGAUGUAUAUGGAAUAUCUAAAAUUAUGGAUACAGCUAACCUUAUGGAAUAUCUAAAAUGAUGGAUGUAGUUAACCGUAUCGACAUAUCAAAACUUUUUGUAUAUAAUAAACUGUUGAUAUAUCUAAACCUUUCAACAUAGCUAACCAGAUGGCUAUAUAAAGACAUGUGUACAUAGCUAACCAGAUAGCUAUAUCUAGACAUUUGUACAUAGCAAACUAAAUGGAUAUAUCUAGACAUUAGCUCCAUGGACAUAAUUUUACAGUUUUUUUAUAUAUAAGCAAUAAUAAUUUAAUCCUUUGGAUAUAGCUUAUUUAUGGAUAUAGCUUAUUUUAUGACUAUUUCAUUAUUAUCUUAACUGGCAUUGUAUGUAUAUGCAAUAUAAUUGUAUACAAUAACGAUGUAAUAUUAAUUUCUAAUUAUUUCAAUCUCCAGCAGAGUGUCUCCAGUACAGAGCAGGGGUGGGUACAAUGGAUUUCACGGUAACUCCAUUUUAUCUCAUCACCAUUUCGUGCACCGACAACAAGGAGACGCCGGUGACAGAGGUGAUUGAGGUUGCUGUCGUUCCUAACGCACCCCCUCGCUAUGAUCCAGACAAAUUGUAUGGUAGGCCUACAUCAUUUUCUUUGUCUUUCUAAGGGUUAGACACCCGACUAUCUCAGUCAUCCAUAACCCUAACCUCUCUAUGAUUCAGACAAAUUGUAUGGUAGGCCUAAAUCAUUUUCUUUGUCUUUCUAAGGGUUAGACACCUGAUUACCUAGUCAUCCCUAACCCUAACCUUGCUAUGAUCGAGACCAAUUGUAUGGUAGGCCUACACCAUUUUCUUUGUCUUUCUAAGGGUUAGACACCUGACUAUCUCAGUCAUCCCUAACCCUAACCUCUCUAUGAUUCAGACAAAUUGUAUGGUAGGCCUAAAUCAUUUUCUUUGUCUUUCUAAGGGCUAGACACCUGAUUACCUAGUCAUCCCUAACCCUAACCUUGCUAUGAUCCAGACCAAUUGUAUGGUAGGCCUACAUCAUUUUCUUUGUCUUUCUAAGGGUUAGACACCUGACUAUCUCAGUCAUCCCUAACCCUAACCAUAACGUAAGUAUUCCAUAACCUCUCUAUGAUCCAGACCAAUUGCAUGGUAGGCCUACAUCAUUUUUUUUGUCUUUCUAAGGGUUAGACACCUGACUAUCUCAGUCAUCCCUAACCCUAACCUCUCUAUGAUCCAGACAAAUUGUAUGGCAGGCCUAUAUCAUUUUCUUUGUCUAUGUAAGGAGCUGUGAUGUCAUACAUUAUAUUUUAAUUCUUUUGCAAGAACAUUCGCUUUUGAAGGAUAUUUUGUAGGAUAAAAAAUAAGAUAAAAAAUAAUAAAAUAUAAUGGACUAUUAGAAAUAAGCUGUAUGUGAAUUGAAAAGGUAAUAUGAAAAGUAUUGAUUAUUUAUACAUAAAACAUAUUGAAAAGGCGAAAACAAAUAAAACUUGUAUGUUGUCAUUAAGGUAUCAAUCCUAGUAUAAUAAAAAUUUAUAUAUUCAUGAAACAGAGAUUGAAACGAAAAGAAACAGAAAUGGAAACAGAUAUAGAAACAGACAUUGAAACAGAGAUACAAAGAUAGAAACAGAUGUAAACGGAUAGAAACAGACAUAGAAACAAAUAGAAACAAAGAUAGAAAGAAGACAGAAACGGAGACAUAAAAAAGAGGGACAUAAACAUAGAAAAAAAUAGAGAGAUAAAAAGAGAUAGAAAUCAAGAAAUUUAUAUAGAAACAGAGACACAAAGAGUUAUAGAAACAAAAAUGGAUUUUUAUUUAAAAAUAUAAUCAGGGAUAGAAACAGAGACAGAAACAGAGCUAGACAUAAGGCUAGCAACAGAGAUUGAAACAGGGAUAGAAAAAAAUAAAUAGAAACAUGAAAAGAAAUAGAAAAGAGAGGUCGAGACAAAGAUAGAAAAAUAGAUGAAACAUGGUAGUAAAGUAUUUAAAAGCAGAGAUAAAAGCAGUUAUAGAAACAUUGAAAGAGACAGAUAUAGAAACAGAUAUACAAAAAUGGCACAAAAAUGACAGUUGAUUCAACCAGUGUUCUCUCUAUAAUUUCAGUUGCCAAAAACCGUGUUUGUAUCUAUAAUAACAGUUGCCUAAACAAGUGUUUGUCUCUAUAAUUUCAGUUGAUUCAACCAGUGUUUGUCUCUAUAAUUUCAGUUGCCCAAACCAGUGUUUUCUUUAUAAUUUCAGUUGCCUAAACCAGUGUUUGUCUUAAUAAUAUCAGUUGCUUCAACCAGUGUUUGUCUCUAUAAUUUCUGUUUUCCCAACCAAAGUUUUAUCUAUAAUUUCAGUUGCCAAAACCAGUGUUUGUUUCUAUAAUAACAGUUGCUUCAAUCAUAUUUUAACUCUAUAAUUUCAGUUUCCCAAACCUGUGUUUUCUCUAUAAUUUCAGUUGCCUAAACCAGUGUUUGUUACCAUAGUUUCAGUUGCCUAAUUCAGUAUUUGUCUCUAUAAUUUAAGUUGUCUAAACCAGGAUUUGUCUCAAUAAUAACAGUUGCUUCAACCAGUGUUUGUCUCUAUAAUUUCAGUUGCCUAAACUAGUGUUUGUCUCUAUAAUUUCAGUUGCCUAAACCAGUGUUUGUUACCAUAGUUUCAGUUGCCUAAUUCAUUAUUUGUCUCUAUAAUUUAAGUUGCCUAAACCAGGAUUUGUCUCAAUAAUAACAGUUGCUUCAACCAGUGUUUGUCUCUAUAAUUUCAGUUGCCUAAACUAGUGUUUGUCUCUAUAAUAACAGUUGCUUCAACCAGUAUUUGUCUCUAUAAUUUCAGUUGCCUAAACUAGUGUUUGUCUCUAUAAUAACAGUUGCUUCAACCAGUAUUUGUCUCUAUAAUUUCAGUUGCCUAAACUAGUGUUUGUCUCUAUAAUAACCGUUGCUUCAACCAGUAUUUGUCUCUAUAAUUUCAGUUGCCCCAACCGGUGUUUUCUCUAUAAUUUCAGUUUCCUAAACCUGUGUUUGACUUUAUAAUAACAGUUUCCUAAUUCAGUGUUUGUCUUUAUAAUUUCAGUUUCCUAAAUCUGUGUUUACCAGUGUUUGUCUCUAUAAUAACAGUUGCUUCAACCAGUAUUUGUGUCUAUAAUUUCAGUUGCCAAAACCACUAUUUGUCUCUAUAAUUUCAGUUGCCUAAACCAGUGUUUGUCUCUAUAAUAACAGUUGCUUCAACCAGUAUUUGUCUCUAUAAUUUCAGUUGCCCAAACCUGUGUUUGUCUCUAUAAUAACAGUUGUCGAAAUCAGUGUUUGUCUUUAUCAUUUCAGUUGCCUAAAUCAGAGUUUGUCUUUAUGAUUUCAGUUCCCAUAACCAUCGAUUCAUCGGUAGCGGCUGGAGCACAAAUCUACGAUGUGGACUCCUUUGACCCCGAGACUGAUGACGUCACAUACACCCUCAAGGUCAUCCCAUCUUCUUCGUCCGUGAACUAUGAGAUUGACCAGCGUAAGAAGAUUUAGAUAAUUAGUCUUUCAUUUCUGCAUUACUUCUCUUUGCUCAUGUUGCUGAUUUACAUAUAAAAAUGUACAUACAUUUCCUUGCCACUUACACUGUUACAUAUGCCCCACUGUCAUCUGUAUCACACAGUAACAUGUGUGUCACUCUGUCAUCUGUAUCACCCAGUAACAUGUGUCACACUGUCAUCUGUAUCACACAGUAACAUGUGUCACACUGUCAUCUGUAUCACACAGUAACAUGUGUCACACUGUCAUCUGUAUCACACUGUCAUAUUUGUUAGACUGUUACCUGUGUUUCACUGUCCCCCGGGUCACACUGUCAACUUCGUCAAUGUCAUGUUUUUUAGACUUCCACAUGUGUCACACUGUCACGUAUGUAAAACUGUCACAUACGUCACACUGUUGAAUGUGUUACAUUAUCACCUAGAUCACACUGUCACCUGUGUCACACUGUCGGAUGUGUAACAUUAUCACCUAGAUCACAUUUAUGUUAUACUGUCAUGAUUUUUAGACGAACUCCACAUGUGUCACACUGUCAUCUAUUUUACACUGCCACCUGGAUUACACAGUCACCUGUGUCACACUGUCGCCUGUAUUACAUUAUCACCUAGAUUACACUGUCACCUGUGUCACACUGUCGCCUGUGUUACAUUAUCAAUUAGAUCACACUGUCACCUGUGUCACACUGUCGUCUGUUUCGAAAAUCAAGAUUACCUUUCUCCCUACAUAAUAUUUAAUUUGCCAAAAAUAAAUAGUACCCUUGUCAGAGAAACUUUAUGGUUUGACAAUACUGUCACUUAUAACUAUGAAAUAGUGAAACGAGGUAUGUGGAAGCUUGAAGCAGUCCCUUCAUUUAUUUUUUUCACUUAUAACUGUGCUUUUGUCACAGUGACAAUACUGUCACUUAUAACUGUGCUUUUGUCACAGUGACAAUACUGUCACUUAUAACUGUGCUUUUGUCACAGUGACAAUACUGUCACUUAUAACUGUGUUGGAGGUUAAAAAACGUGUUUCUUUGGGGGACUAGAAUUAGCUUUAUAAGCAGAGUCAUUAUCUGUAUAAGCAAAAGUCCCUCUUGUCUACCUCUAACAAAAGUCCCCUUUGGUCUAUUUCUAACAAAAGUCCCUUUGAUCUAUUUAUAACAAAAGUCCCUUUGGUCUAUUUAUAACAAAAGUCCCUUUGGUCUAUUUAUAACACAAUUCCAUCUUGUCUAUCCUGUAACAAAAGGUCAUCUUAUUUGUCUAUCCUCUAACAAAAGUCCCUCUUGCCUAUCAUCUAACAAAAGUCUCUCUUGCCUAUCAUCUAACAAAAGUCCCUCUUGCCUAUCAUCUAACAAAAUUCCCUCUUGCCUAUCAUCUAACAAAAGUCCCUCUUGCCUAUCAUCUAACAAAAGUCCCUCUUGCCUAUUCUCUAACAAAAUUCCCUCUUGCCUAUCAUCUAACAAAAGUCUCUCUUGCCUAUCCUCUAACAAAAUUCCCUCUUGCCUAUCCUAUAACAAAAGUCCAUCUUACCUAUCAUCUAACAGAAGUCCCUCUUGCCUAUCAUCUAACAAAAGUCCCUCUUGCCUAUCAUCUAACAAAAGUCUCUCUUGCCUAUCAUCUAACAAAAGUCCCUCUUGCCUAUCAUCUAACAAAAUUCCCUCUUGCCUAUCAUCUAACAAAAGUCCCUCUUGCCUAUCAUCUAACAAAAGUCCCUCUUGCCUAUUCUCUAACAAAAUUCCCUCUUGCCUAUCAUCUAACAAAAGUCUCUCUUGCCUAUCCUCUAACAAAAUUCCCUCUUGCCUAUCCUAUAACAAAAGUCCCUCUUGCCUAUCCUCUAACAAAAGUUCCUCUUCUCUGCUAGAUACGGGUAUUAUUAAAACAACGGUCCCUAUGAAGAAGGAGUGCACUAAUGACGUCACAUUCCAGGUGACAAUGACUGAUGGAAAGAACACGGUUGGACCUCUGGUGAUUGACAAUUCCAUAUCAUGUAAGUGGAUUUGAUUUUAUAGUUUACAUUUAUGCCAUGUCAUAAUGGCCGUCAAUGACGUGGCCCCUACCUCGUUACGGACAAUAAACAGAACGUUAUGUAGUGCAAACCUUCAUGACAAUAAACAGAACGUUAUGUAGUGCAAACCUUCAUGACAAUAAACAGAACGUUAUGUAGUGCAAACCUUCAUGACAAUAAACAUAUCGUUAUGUAGUGAAAAUCCUUACGAUAAUAAAAAUUAAUGUUAUUUUGUGCAAACCUACAUGACAAUCAACACAGUAUUACGUGGUGCUAACCUUCAUAACAAUAAACACAAAAUUAUGUAGUGCAAACCAUUAUGAAAAAAACAUAAUGUUUCGUAGUGCAAGCCUUCAGGACAAUUAACAUAGCGUUAUGUGGUGCAAAAAUUCAUCUUUUAUAACUAUUCAAUCUGUAUGUUUUACUGUGAUCAGUCAACAUAAUGAAUUUCAUAGUAAACUAUUGUCUCCCCAAAUCUAGAUGCGAACGUCGCCCCUGUCGCUACCAACCUUGACGCCACUGUCCAGAUACCCGAGGACGCCACUGGAACUGCUUACAAAAUGGUCAUGAAAGAUGGUAAUGGUGACGCAAUAUCUUACACAGUGACAACAUCAAAUCCAGCUGGACUGGCCCAGUACAAGAUGGACGGUCAGUACAGGUCAACGUAGAAUGUUUGAUCUUUUAUCAACAAACACUGUUGGAUUAUCACUGUUCAAGAUGGAAUGUCAGUUAUUUAGCUCUUGGUAUGUCUGAUACAAAAUGAAGGUCAGUUAGAUUUAGGAGUGUGUCUGCUUGGAACAAAAGGAAGGUCAGUUAGAUUUGGGAGUGUGUCUGCUUGGAACAAAAGGAAGGUCAGAUAGAUUUGGGAGUGUCUAUGCUUGAAACAAAGGGAAGGUCAGUUAGAUUUGGGAGUGUGUCUGCUUGGAACAAAAGGAAGGUCAGUUAGAUUUGGGAGUGUGUAUGUUUGGAACAAAAGGAAGGGCAGUUAGAUUUGGGAGUGUGUCUGCUUGGAACAAAAGGAAGGUCAGUUAGAUUUGGGAGUGUGUCUGCUUGGAACAAAAGGAAGGUCAGUUAGAUUUGGGAGUGUGAAUGCUUGGAACAAAGGGAAGGUCAGUUAGAUUUGGGAGUGUGUCUGCUUGGAACAAAAGGAAGGUCAGUUAGAUUUGGGAGUGUGUCUGUUUGGAACAAAAGGAAGGUCAGUUAGAUUUUGGGACAGUGUAUGUUUCUAACAAAAGUAAUCUCAAUAUAAUUUAGACGACAAGCUGAAUAUAGAUUCAGUUGCAAAGUUGUUACAAUUGAGAUGACCAGUUGAAUAUAGAUUUAGUUGUAACGUUGUUACAAUUGAGACGACCAGUUGAAUAUAUUUAUUUUAGGUGUAACGUUGUUAUAAUUGAGAGUUACAUGCUUACAUAAGCGCUCAGUUCCAUGGGGAUGUUGCUUUUGACACUAUUUAUACCUAUAAUAUUUAUAUUGUAUAGUAUUUGAUAUGUAUCUCAUAGAUUAUAUUAUUUAUAAUUUAUAGAUGCCUCUUAUAACCUAUAGUAUUUGUAUUGUAUAGUAUUUUAUGUUUAGAACUAAAAUAUUUCUAUUGUAAUAUUUAAUGCGGUAUUUAUAGCGUUUAAUGCAUGUUUAACAAUAAAUAAUACUUUUUUUUAAAUAUUUGAUAUAUUUCUAAUAAAGUAUACUAUUUCUAUUGCAAUACUUAAUAUGUGUCUUAUAACAUGUAUUUUUUCUAUUGUAAUACUUAAUAUAUGACUUAUAGCAUAAAGUAUUUCUACUUUAAUACUCGAUAUGGGUCUUAUUUCAUAUAAUAUUUCUAUUGUAAUACUUAAUAUGAGUAUUAUAACAUACAAUAUUGUUAUAUUUAAUGUGUCUUAUAACAUAUAGUAUUUCCAUUGUAAUAUUUAAUGUGUGUAUUUUAAUCUGUAAGUAAACCGGCAGUAAUAUUUCCAUUCUAUUAUACUGCUACAAUCCAGGCAAGAGUCGCAACAUUGACAUUGUAUCAGCCUUGGACUACGAGAAAUCAGCUCUGAGGAUAACAGAUACCAUCAUCCAAGUAACAGAUGGAUAUUGUACUUCUCCACCGUACACACUGAGGCUAGAGGUAAGUUGGACAUUGCACGCUAAGGCUAGAGGUAUGUUGUUCAUUGCACAGUACACACUCAGGCUAGAAGUAAGUUGGACAUUGCACAGUAUACACUCAUACUAGAGGUAAUUUGGACAUUGCACAGAGACUAGAGGUAAGUUGGACAUUGCAAAGUGCACACUCAGACUAGAGGUAAGUUGGACAUUGCAAAGUGCACACUCAGGCUAGAGGUAAGUUGCUUAUUGCACAGUACACACUCAGACUAGAGGUAAGUUGGACAUUGCAAAGUGCACACUCAGGCUAGAGGUAAGUUGCACAUUGCACAGUACACACUCAGGCUAGAGGUAAGUUGCACAUUGGUUCACACCAUUUUUUAGUCCAAGGUCAAGGACUUAAUCAAAUGAAGAAACUGAUUCUUUGACAAGUUCAUUUAAAAAAAAGUAAUUGAAUGUUAAAAUAAAAUCAAUAAUUUAUUACCAACAUACAACGUACAUCACUUGUAUCCUAAAAAUAGUUUUUAGGCUAGAAUAUCAUUCCAUAAUAGGCUGACAUAUUUUAAAUAACCAUAGUAUUGUAGAUAUCUACAAGCCAUACUCGAUCUUUUGAGAAGCUUCGUAGAACAGAUAUAAUGGAAACCUUACCCUUGCCGAAAAUAGUUCACACCAAAGUUAGAGAGUAUUCGAGCCUCAUUGACAAGGUCCCCGCAUUCGCCAUUCAGGUCGUUGAUCAAUUGAGUUCGACAAACGAUAUUUGCACCUUUAUUUUCUGUAUAGCUGACCCUUUCAGUCGUGGGUCGAAUUGGCGUUAAAUAUUUGUGUACGCGGCUGUGUGUAAGAGACGAAUCAGAUUUCGGGGAGUGUCUCUUUGGUCAGAGCUUCUCAAAUUAUAUUAUUAUAUACAGAGUUAAAAUUGAUGUCUGUGUACACAAUUGUUUACUAUCUUGGAGAGAGGAUGUUAAUAAUGAACAUCAAAGAUAUUUUCAGUAUGAAUGUCUCUAACAAUCGGUUCAAAUCCCAAUAUUUAACCAGCAAUAUUCGAAUAAGUUGUAUUCUUUUUGACCAGGUGACAGAUGUCAAUGAACCACCAACAAUCUCCCCAAUAGUCGCCUACGUUCAAGUCUGUGAAGGAAUGGUAAGAAUAAUUAUUGCAGACGUGAAGCCCGUCUCAACUAAAUUAUUAGAACCAUUCUAUUUCAUCAACUGUGAAGUAUUCUCGAACUCAGCGGUGCCCCACCUUUUGUUUUACACAAAUAUCCCUGAUAAAUACUUUUCAUGUAUAAGUACACCAUCCCCCUUUUCAAGUACCCCCCACUCAGGCCUAAAACAUAUUAAAAUAUGAAUAUUAGCUAAAUAAUUAAAUGUCGCAUAUAAGGCUGAUGAAACUAUUGAGUAAAUAAUUAAAUGUCGCAUAUAAGGCUGAUGAAAUUGAGUAAAUAAUUAAAUUUUGCAUAUAAAGCUGAUGAAAUUGAGUAAGUCAUUAAAAUUCGCAUAUAAAACUGAUGAAACUAAUGAGUAAAUAAUUAAAUUUCGCAUACAAAGCUGAUGAAAUUGAGUAAAUAAUUACAUUUUGCAUAUAAAGCUGAUGAAAUUGAGUAAUUAAAUGUUGCAUAUAAAGCUGAUGAAAUAAUUAACUAAGUAAUUACAUUUCACAAAUAAAGCUAAUGAAAUUACUGAGUAAAUAAUGAAAUGUCAUUUUAAAAUUAUUUCAGUUUCUAGUUGUACAAAUAAUGAAACAUUUUUAAAAUCCAAAAAAUUAGCAAAGCAAUAAAAUAAAUAUCCCAUGAAACUAGAAAAUAUAAAUAAACUAUUUGUAACGUAACCCCAGGAGUACGUUUACCCCAGCUUGGGAACCGCGACUCUAAACCAAUUACAAUGUUCAAUAAAUUCUUAUUUACUAUAUUAUCUCAAUGUCCUCUAGAUGGUUCUAACCUACAUAUUAAUGUUCUCAAUAUGCUUUUAUAUAACAUACCAAUGUUUUCUAAAUGCUUCUAUAUAACAUAUCAAUGUUUUCUAAAUGCUUCAAUAUAACAUACCAAUGUUUUCUAAAUGCUUCUAUAUAACAUACCAAUGUUUUCUAAAUGCUUCUAUAUAACAUACCAAUGUUUUCUACAUGCUUCUAUAUAACAUACCAAUGUUUUCUAAAUGCUUCUAUAUAACAUACCAAUGUUUGCAAGAGUCUAGAUGCUUCUUUACAACAUCUAAAUGUUCUCUAAAUGCUUUUAUACAAUAUAGCAAUGGCCAAUCGAUACUUCUAUACAACAUUUCAAUGUCCUCAGCAAGAAAUCAACUGUGGAUUCAGCGUCCUUGACCCCGACGCAGUGGACACACAGACAUGGACCUAUCAUUCAACUAAUGCCAACGUUAGGGGCCACUUCGGCAUUGAUGAGAACACGGGCCUCAUAAAGACAUUACUUGACUACGAGGCUGACCAGCCAACUCCAUUGGCCAGUCCUAAGACCUUAAAUGUGGUGGUCAGUAUCCUGACUUAUAGUUCAUAAUCCUAGAUUCAUAUACUUAGUCUUUAUGGGUCAUAAUCCUAAUAUCAUGAACUAGUUUAUUUGGGUUAGUGCUGUGAGCUUUGGUUAAACUUGUACAUAUCAUGACCUAAUGCACUUGAGUCAAUGUUGUGAGCUGGCUAAGCGGGAAAUAUCAUGAACUGGUGUAUUUGGGUCAGUGCUGUGAGCUUUGGUUACACUUGUAAUAUCAUAAACUAGUGUAUUUGGGUCAGUGCUGUGAACUUCGGUCAAAUGAACUUUGGAUAUCAGGUUAAUGUGACUUUUGUUUAUCCAGUUAUUUAUCAUGACUUAUAGUAAAACAGAUCAUGUGACUGAUUUGCUUGCUUGGAUGCUGUUGGGUGUAAACAUUUACUGGCUCAGUCGCUUGACCAAAUAAUAACUUCUUUUUUAAAAAUCUGAGUCACCUAAUAUGAGAGUCAUGUGUGACUUUUUGAGUCAUGCUUUGUAUGGCUUAAGCUGGGGCUUUGGGUACUAGCAUGGCCCUAGCUGCUGAUCUGCCUUCUAGCAUGGCCCUAGCUGCUGAUUUGCCUUCUAGCAUGGCCCUAGCUGCUGAUUUGCCUUCUAGCAUGGCCCUAGCUGCUGAUUUGCCUUCUAGCAUGGCCCUAGCUGCUGAUCUGCCUUCUAGCAUGGCCCUAGCUGCUGAUCUGCCUUCUAGCAUGGCCCUAGCUGCUGAUCUGCCUUCUAGCAUGGCCCCUAGCUUCUGAUCUGCCUAAUAGCAUGGCCCUAGCUUCUGAUCUGCCUACUAGCAUGGCCCAGACCAGGGUACUGCCUAUUAGCAUGGCCCUAGCUUUUAAUCUGCCUACUAGCAUGGCAUGAAAUUAUUAUUAUUAUUACUCUAGCAUGGCCCAGGCCAUGGCUCUGCCUACUAGAAACAACAUCUUGUCUUCUAAAGAUAAUUGGAUGUUGUAAAAACAUAAUUGGUGGAUUUUAUAAUUGCUACCUCUUUCUUUCUUGAUCAGGUGACAGACAAAGGGGGGCUGACCGCUACAGCUACUUGUAUAAUAACAUUUGUGGACUGCAAUGACAACGCCCCUGUAUUUGAGGCUGUGCAGACGUACACCGCAGCAGCCACAGAAUGCACUCCAGCAGGUGAGUGACAUCACUAACACAAAGUUUUUUUACACAAGAAAACGAACUUUCUGUAACACAUCAGUGAGAUAUAACGCUGAAUUUUGUAACAGUUGUAACACAGUAAAAUGUAAACGCUUGAAUUUUGUAUACAUGUAUUUUAAACUAAACAACACUUAGUGAUCAAAUCCUAAAACUAGCAAUUGUGCAAACUCUCCAGGUACCAAACUGCUGACCAUCACAGCUACAGAUAAAGACUCGGCACGGGAAGGGAACAAUGUCUUGUAUUAUGAGUGAGUUAUUCUGUUGUAUGCUGUAUUUUGUUGUGUUAUUAGUGAGUUACUAUGUUGUGUGCUGUAGUUUGUUGAGUUAUGAUUGAGUUACUAUUUUUAGGCUGUAGUUCAAAGAGUUAUUAGUGAGUUAAUGUGUUGUAUGCUGAAUUUUUUUGAGUUUUUGAUGCCACAUUUGGUUUGUCACAGCUUAGAUGAUGGUAGUAUGAGGUAUAGCGCGUUGCGUACAAAGUAGUAUUGGUGUUGGUUGAUGCAGGGGUUGCUCCUCUCUGUGAAGGUUCAGUGUCCAGACGUUGAGGACAUACAACGAAGACAACACAUACUUCAAAGAAUGACCAAUACAUUCUUCAUAAACAAUUAUCAACAAAGAAUGUAUUAAUAGAUCCAAUACAGCCUAACAAUAUUCCCUUUCACCGUUAACAUCCAUUGGUCUUUAACGCUUUCCAAAACAUUCAGUAAUCUUCCACGCUCCUUAAUCUCAAAAACUUUUUUUUUCUCCUCUCCCGGAAAUCGUCCCACACCCAUUCAAAAUCCAGCUAACGUGGUGUAACCCAUGGGAAAACCUGAACAAAAUAGCAUUAUUACUCAUAUGAAUAUGCAAUGGAGCGCCAUUGUUACACCCUGCCCUGGUCAUUUGUGACAUGGUUGAGGGAUGAAUGUGUUAUGAUGUUAUAUACUGUAUUUUGUUGAGUUGCGAGUGAGCUCUUCAGCUGUAUAUUGUGUUGAGUUAGUUCAGGUUUAUGUUUGUUUUAUAAUGGACUAUCUUAGUAUAUUGUAUUUUGAGUAAGUAGAUCUAAUGUCUGUUGUAUUGUGAAUGAAUAUAUCAAUGGUUUGUUGUAUUGAGUUGUGUUAUGAGUUAUUUUCUUAAUAAUUUUAUGUUUCAUCAUUUACUAUUAUGUUGUAUAUGUAGUGAAUAGGUCAUUAGUAAAUUGCAUUAUGAUUGAAUUGCUCAUUUGUGUUAAACAUUAUGCUUUUAGUAAGGGAUUAAUUUAGUUGUAUUUUGGGUUGUGAGUGCGUAAUUUAGUUGUAUGCGAUGUUGGAUUGUUUUGUGUGAGAGUAAUUUAGUUGUAUCUUGUUUUAUGUAGUUUUGUGAGAAAAACUAGAUAUAAUGUGUCUCUAUAUAUCAAUUGAGAUGCCCAAACUCACUACACAAGUUAGUUUCAAAUGAUACUAUGCACCAGGAAGGAAGUAGCCUAAGUUUAUAACUCAGACAUAGAUGAAGAUAAAUUAUGACCGAUUGAGGAAAACAAAUGACUUUCUAUACAUUUCGGGAAAUUAUUUACCGUGAGGAAAAUUAUAUUGUAGAUUCUCUAGUUAAACCAUAUUUUAACUUUAAAUUUAAUAGAGAUCUUUUUCAAGACCCAUUCUACAUUAAUAAGUUAUUGAGGGUAAACUCUAUUCUAGUUAAAAGUUCUAAUUCAAUAUUUUUCAUGAACUAUUUUCCAGCUAAUAUCUAUUUCCAUUUUUUCAAAGCUCUGUUCAAAAGCAAUAAUUAAUUAAGAAUUAAAAUACUAAAAUGACUUUCCGAAUUAUUUCUCAGAGGUUCUGGCGGUUCUGUCAGCGUCGGUACAGGAGGGGAAGUAGUCGUAAACCAAGCAAUGCCUGCCGGCACGGUCGUAACGUUCUACGCUUACGCCUACGACAGGGGUCAAACCCCAGGUCCGUUGAGAAGCAAAAGUCCGGCCGUAGUCAGCGUCCGUUUUACCGUAAGUCAGUUGCUGUUGUGCAUGUGUGUCAUUCUAGGUGUAGGUAUUCUUUUUAUUACCGGUGUGACAUUCUAGGAGUAGGUAUUCUUUUUAUUACCGGUGUGUCAUUCUAGGUGUAGGUAUUCUUUUUAUUACCGGUGUGACAUUCUAGGAGUAGGUAUUCUUUUUAUUACCGGUGUGACAUUCUAGGAGUAGGUAUUCUUUUUAUUACCGGUGUGACAUUCUAGGAUUAGGUAUUGUUUGUAUUACAGGUGAUAUUCUAUAAGUAGGUAUUCUUUGUAUUACAGGUGAUAUUCUAGGAGUAGGUAUACUUUGUAUUACAGGUGAUAUUCUAGGAGUAGGUAUACUUUGUAUUACAGGUGUUAUUCUAGGAGUAGGUAUUCUGUGUAUUACAGGCGGGCCAUUCUAGAAGUAGGACUUCUUUGUCUUGAAGGUGUGAGUUCUACCUAAGCCAGGGGUUCUUAAACCAGGAGUGCAGCACUUUCGUCGAAACAUUUUCUUUGGCACAAAUGUUGUCACCCACAUUUCAGGACACUGCCAUAAAAAAAAGUAACGCUGUAAAGGGACACAAUUUACCAACGGUUUCUUGUUCUAAGUAUUUUCUUCUAGAGAAAUAUAACAAAAAUGUAAAAAAAAAAUAUAAAAAAAUUGAAAGUUAUAUUAAAAUACAGUAUUUGUUUGACAGCCUUGUCCUACGACACAGCCACCAUCUGCAGUAGUAACGACAGCUGCUCCCACAACGACCACUUCGACGACAACGGCAGCACCAGUUCAAAAAGGGGAGGUAAAUCGUACACACUUCACUCAUUUUUUUUGUGAAUUUUGGCUAAAUUAAGUCCCAUUGAUAUUAAAGACGUGCAGGCAAAAUAUUAUACUUAUAUAAGAAUAUAAUGAUGGUGAUACGACAUAUACACUUUUACAAUACUAAAUAUAUUGACAGUAAUAUGAUGGAUAGACUUAACAAUACUAGCACAUGGCAUACAAUAGGAUCUCUAAGAGCUAUCUGAUAAAGAUGGACAUAGACACUGCUAGACUAAGUAAGUUGAAAUGAACAUUUUAAAGUCGAGGUCCAUUUGAUAAAGCUGGACAUUGUCCACUUUAGGCCCAAAUGAUAAAGCUAGACGUUGUAAUUGGUAGGUCAAACUGAUAAAGAUAGACAUUGAAAUUGCUAGGCGCAACUGAUAAAGCUAGAAAUCGAUAUUGCUAGGCUUAUCAGAUAAAAGCUGGCCUGCACAAUAUAUGACCCGUGGGCCGCAUGAGGCCCGCUAAUACCUUCUUUGCGACCCGCGAAUUAAAGAAAUACUCUUUAUUAUUACUAUUUUCUUAAUAGCUAUGCCCCGUCCUAUCUGCUUUCCACCCGCACAAGUCUCUUAUAAAGUAUUACGGCCCGCCUCAUAUUUUAAGUUGUGCAGCUCUGAGAUUAAGAAUAUGGCAAACUGCUGACCACAGGGGUAAGAUGUAUGAUGAAAGAAAAAUCAAAUUUAGCAUCAAUCUAACUAUUGUGUCCUCGUCUGAUGGACAUGUCAUGGACAAUAUUUCAAUUGAUUCUAUAAAGAUAGUGCUUAUUUCAGUUGUAGUUUUCAUCAUAUAAGACACUUUGUACCAGAGUAACACACUGUGCCAGGUAUGAAACUCUGUGCCAGGUAUGACAAGUUGUACUAGUUAUGAAACACUGUGCCAGGUAUGACAAGUUGUACUAGUUAUAAAACACUGUCCCAGGUAUGACAAGUUUUACUAGUUAUAAAACACUGUGCCAGGUAUGAAACACUGUGCCAGGUAUGAAACUCUGUACCAGGUAUGACAAGUUGUACUAGUUAUGAAACACUGUGCCAGGUAUGACAAGUUGUACUAGUUAUAAAACACUGUGCCAGUUAUGACAAGUUGUACUAGUUAUGAAACACUGUGCCAGGUAUGAAACACUGUGACAGGUAUGAAACACUGUGCCAGGUAUGAAACACUAUGCCAGGUAUGAAACACUGUGCCAGGUAUGAAACACUGUGACAGGUAUGAAACACUGUGCCAGGUAUAAAACACUGUGCCAGGUAUGAAACACUGUGCCAGGUAUGAAACACUGUGCCAGGUAUAAAACACUGUGCCAGGUAUAAAACACUGUGCCAGGUAUUAAACACUGUGCUAGGUAUGAAACACUGUGCCAGUUAUGACAAGUUGUACUAGUUAUAUAGGUAUGAAACACUGUGCCAGGUAUGAAACACUGUGCCAGGUAUGAAACACUGUGCCAGGUAUGAAACACUGUGCCAGGUAUGAAACACUGUGCCAGGUAUGAAACACUGUGCCAGGUAUGAAACACUGUGCCAGGUAUGAAACACAGUGCCAGGUAUGAAACACUGUGCCAGGUAUAAAACACUGUAUCAGGUAUAAAACACUGUGCCAGUUAUAAAACACUGUCCCAGGUAUGAAACACUGUGCCAGGUAUGACAAGUUGUAGUAGUUAUAAAACACUGUGCCAGGUAUAAAACAUUUUGCCAGGUAUGAAACACUGUUCCAGGUAUGAAACACUGUGCCAGGUAUGACAAGUUGUACUAGGUAUAAAACACUGUGCCAGGUAUAAAACACUGUGCCAGGUAUGAAACACCGUUCCAGGUAUGGCAAGUUCUACUAGUUAUAAAACACUGUCUCAGGUAUAAAACACUGCGCCAGGUAUAAAAAACUUUGCCAGGUAUGAAACACUGUGCCAGGUAUGAAACACUGUGCCAGGUAUGAAACACUGUGACAGGUAUGAAACACUGUGCCAGGUAUAAAACACUCUGCCAGGUAUGAAACAUUGUGCCAGGUAUGAAACACUGUGGCAGGUAUAAAACACUGUACCAGGUAUAAAACACUGUGCCAGGUAUGAAACACUGUGCCAGGUAUGAAGCACUGUGCCAGUUAUGACAAGUUGUACUAGUUAUAAAACACUGUGCCAGGUAUGAAACACUGUGCCAGGUAUAAAACACUGUGCCAGGUAUGAAACACUGUGCCAGGUAUGAAAUACUGUGCGAGGUAUGAAACACUGUGCCAGGUAUAAAACACUGUGCCAGGUAUAAAACGCUUUACCAGGUAUAAAACACUGUGCCAGGUAUAAAAAACUGUGCCAGGUAUGAAAAACUGUGCCAGGUAUGACAAGUUGUACUAGUUAUAAAACACUGUGCCAGGUAUAAAACACUUUGCCAGGUAUGAAACACUGUGCCAGGUAUGAAACACUGUGCCAGGUAUAAAACAUUUUGCCAGGUAUGAAACACUGUUCCAGGUAUGAAACUCUGUGCCAGGUAUGACAAGUUGUACUAGGUAUAAAACACUGUGCCAGGUAUAAAACACUGUGCCAGGUAUGAAACACCGUUCCAGGUAUGGCAAGUUCUACUAGUUAUAAAACACUGUCCCAGGUAUAAAACACUGCGCCAGGUAUAAAAAACUGUGCCAGGUAUGUAACAUUGUGCCAGGUAUGAAACACUGUGCCAGGUAUAAAACACUGUGCCAGGUAUAAAACACUGUGCCAGGUAUUAAACACUGUGCUAGGUAUGAAACACUGUGCCAGUUAUGACAAGUUGUACUAGUUAUAAAACACUGUGCCAGGUAUGAAACACUGUGCCAGGUAUAAAACACUGUGUCAGGUAUAAAACACUGUGUCAGGUAUAAAACACUGUGUCAGGUAUAAAACACUGUGUCAGGUAUAAAACACUGUGCCAGGUAUGAAACACCGUGCCAGGUAUGACAAGUUGUACUAGUUAUAAAACACUGUGCCAGGUAUGAAACACUGUGGCAGGUAUGACAUGUUGUACUAGGUAUAAAACACUGUGCCAGGUAUGAAACACUGUGCCAGGUAUGAAACACCGUGCCAGGUAUGACAAGUUGUACUAGUUAUAAAACACUGUUCCAGGUAUAAAACACUGUGUCAGGUAUAAAAUACUGUGCCAGGUAUAAAACAGUGUGCCAGGUAUAAAACACUGUGCCAAAUAUGAAACACCGUGCCAGGUAUGACAAGUUGUACUAGUUGUAAAACACUAUGCCAGGUAUAAAACACUGUGCCAGGUAUAAAACACUGUGCCAGAUAUAAAACACUGUGCCAGGUAUAAAACACUUUGCCAGGUAUAAAACACUGUGCCAGGUAUAAAACAUUGUGCAAGGUAUAAAACACCGUGUCAGGUAUAAAACACUGUGCCAGGUAUAAAACACUGUGCCAGGUAUGAAACACUGUGCCAGGUAUAAAACACUGUGUCAAGUAUAAAACACUGUGCCAGGUAUGAAGCACUGUGUCAGGUAUGACACUUUGUGUCUGGUUCGAGUUGAAAAAAACCUAAUGUAAACGCCAUUAAAGAAGUUAUUUCAUAUUUAGAUUAUUAUUUUAAAAAAACUUUCGGUUUUUUCGUGGUCAUGUCCCUCAUAGGAUAACUUGGCCUGGAUCAUCAUUGCUGCCCUCCUGGGGACGGCCAUGCUGGCGCUACUCACGUUUAUGUUAUGGCGCUACGGAAACCUUUGCUUGCAUGCUUGUGGGAACUUCAACUGUCAAAAACGCUGCUGUGUGACGCAGUCGAGAGUAAAGAGGUCAGAGGUCAUUACUUUUAAUAGUUUGAAUUCUUAGUAAAACGUUGAUUUUAAAGUCUACUAUUUAUACUGUUAGUUUUAGAGUUGAAUUUGUUAUUUCAGUAUAACAAAUGUUUUUAACCACCCAAAAAAAGAUUAAUUUAUACCUUGAACCCGAACUGAAUUGUAACUUUUAGCUACUCACAUCACAUUUUAACAUUGUAGGCAAACUGAAUUGUAACUUUUAGCUACUCACAUCACAUUUUAACAUUGUAGGCAAACUGAAUUGUAACUUUUAGCUAAUCACAUCACAUUUUAACAUUUUAGGCAAACUGAAUUGUAACUUUUAGCUAAUCACAUCACAUUUUAACAUUGUAGGCAAACUGAAUUGUAACUUUUAGCUACUCACAUCACAUUUUAACAUUGUAGACAAACUGAAUUGUAACUUUUAGCUACUCACAUCACAUUUUAACAUUGUAGGCAAACUGAAUUGUAACUUUUAGCUACUCACAUCACAUUUUAACAUUGUAGGCAAACUGAAUUGUAACUUUUAGCUACUCACAUCACAUUUUAACAUUGUAGGCAAACUGAAUUGUAACUUUUAGCUAAUCACAUCACGUUUAUACAUUGUAGGCAAACUGAAUUGUAACUUUUAGCUACUCACAUCACAUUUUAACAUUGUAGGCAAACUGAAUUGUAACUUUUAGCUAAUCACAUCACGUUUAUACAUUGUAGGCAUACUGAAUUGUAGCUUUAAGCUAAUCACAUCACGUUUAUACAUUGUAACCGAAAUUUAUUGUAUCUUUUAGCUACUCACAUCAUAUUUAUACAUUGUUGCCGACGUGGACUGUAAAUUUUAGCUACUCACAUCACAUUUAUCCAUUGAAGCCGAACAAAAUUUUACUUUUCAGCUACUCACACCAAUGGUUUAUGCACAGGUAGGGGACUUAAUGGGAUUCAAUUUAGCCAAGAUUCACAAACAUCUCAUUGAAAUGUGUAACAGUAAUAUCACAAUAUUCCCAAUUUACAUACAGCUAUGUUUACCACUAAAACAAAAGAAAUAUUUAAAACAAAGUAUUUUUAACGAAUUAAUUUUUUGUGAACGAUUCCAUUUCAUAAUCGAUUACUCCGACUUUGCAACCAUAGGUGGUAUAACAUAAAGAUAACAUCUUGAUUUCAGAUCCUGUCAUCUUUUGUUCAGAUCGUGUCAUCUUGAGUUCAUAUCUGGACAUCUUAAGUUCAAAUCUUGUCGUUUUGAAUUCAGAAUUAGUGAUAGUAUAUUUAUUGAUAUUAAUUUUUUAUGUUUAAAAUUCCUUUUUUAAUCUCAAUAAAAGAGUGCAUGUAUGUACACAAAAUAUUUAAAAAAACACGUACUUUUCUAUUUAUGUUAAAGUUAUCUUCUUUUUUCUACAGACUUGUAACACCAAAAAUUGAGAGAAGAGCUCCAGCCAAGAGAGCUCCAAGUCCUCUUGUAGAACCAGAGUAAGCCAAAAUCUAAAUACAAUCAUAUUUACAAUAUUUGAGCAAAUGUAUGUGAACAAGUGCACCAUUAUUGUAUGGUACCACUAACCAAUUACAGAUACAUGGUAUUGAAAGUAAUUCAUCUUGGUACAAUAAAUAUGUAGAGUUGUUACAAAAUGACAUAUGUGGAGCUUAGGAGAAAACCUGAGUUAUAAGUAUUAUAUUUAGAGUGUAAAUGGCAUGCCUAAGUGAGAGGUAUAUGAUUUAUAGUUUAUUUUACUUGCUUAAAUGACAGGUAUUUUAUUUAAUACUUUGCAUCAAUAUUCGUUCUACCUAAUGUGAUAAUUAAAUUACUAUUGGCAAAAACGUCUAGCUAUAAGUUGGUUGUAAACUGUGUACACUUUAGAGGUGACACGCAUGAGGAACUUUAUUUGAGAAAACAGAUUCGAGACAUGAGUUUUGAGUUUUUUUAACUUGAGACAUAAGAAUUGAUGCACAAGUCCUGAUAAAUUAGACUUAAGACACUAGAUAUUAAACUUGAGAUAUUGGACUUGAGAUAUUAAGCCUGAGACAGUGGACUUAAGAUAUUAGGCUUGAGACAUUUGAAGUUAGUCAUUAGAAAUAACUUGAAGCUAAACUGAUUACAUUAUUUUUUUUCCAUAUUAGACUUGAGACUAAAAGUUUGUGUCAUGAGACAUUAUACUUCAAAUUAAACACUUCAACAUAUAUUGAGAAUUUAUAUUUUAGAAUUGAACACCUUCUCAAUUAUUCAUGCUUUAUACUUGAGUUAAUCAUCUUCUCAUAUAGUGAUGCUUUAUACUUAGAGUUAAUCUUCUCCUCAAAUAUUAACAGAGAAAAGGAACCAGAGCCAAAAGGUCCUGGAUUUAUAUUUGGGUUUUGGAAGGAAAGUAAGUAACUUUGUGUUGGAAGGAUAGUAAGUAACUUUGUGUUGGAAGGAAAGUAAAUAACUUUGUGUUGGAAGGAAGGUAAGUAAUUUUGUGUUGGAAGGAAAGUAAGUAACUUUGUGUUGGAAGGAAAGUAAGUAACUUUGUAUUGGAAGGAAAGUAAGUAAAUUGUGUUGGAAGGAAAGUAAGUAACUUUGUGUUGGAAGGAAAGUAAGUAACUUUGUGUUGGAAGGAAAGUAAGUAACUUUGUGUUGGAAGGAAAGUAAGUAACUUUGUGUUGGAAGGAAAGUAAGUAACUUUGUGUUGGAAGGAAAGUAAGUAACUUUGUGUUGGAAGGAAAGUAAGUAACUUUGUGUUUGAAGGAAAGUAAGUAAAUUCUGUUGGAAGGAAGUAAGUAACUUUGUGUUGGAAGGAAAGUAAGUAACUUUGUGUUGGAAGGAAAGUAUUAUCGCCUUCACUUUUUCUCUGUUUUUGGGUAAAACCACGUCUUCCUGAAGACAGUUGACCUUGUCCAUGAAGGACAGUCUCUUCAUCUGGUUUUCUUUACCAAUGUGUUCUGCAGUUGGGAACAGGGUUCUUGCCGGUCCAUCCGUUGGUAACGUUCAACCGUCGCCAGGACUGCCUUUUCCCGCCUGAUAUCGAGUGGUUCUCCGUCUGCCAGGACUGCCUUUUCCCGCCUGAUAUCGAGUGGUUCUCCGUCUGCCAGGACUGCCUUUUCCCGCCUGAUAUCGAGUGGUUCUCCGUCUGCCAGGACUGCCUUUUCCCGCCUGAUAUCGAGUGGUUCUCCGUCUGCCAGGACUGCCUUUUCCCGCCUGAUAUCGAGUGGUUCUCCGUCUGCCAGGACUGCCUUUUCCCGCCUGAUAUCGAGUGGUUCUCCGUCUGCCAGGACUGCCUUUUCCCGCCUGAUAUCGAGUGGUUCUCCGUCUGCCAGGACUUCCACCGCUGCUGUGGGUGUCGUGCGUAUUGCCACCGCAUACAAACCUGAGAGCUCGGUUUUGGAUUCGAUCCAGGUCUCUAGAGCCGUGCGACUCGCAAGGGUCUGGACGGGUAGGCUGUAAUUCAUUGCCCUUCUCACGCUGCUAAGGUAAAGGGACCUUAGCAGUCUUGCGUCAGUGCCCCAAUCAGUGCAGGCGAGCUUCGUCACCAGUCCUAAAUUUUUAGAAGUCUUCGCGCAAAGUUCGCGAAUGUGGUUAUGGAGCUGGAGUUUUGGUCCAACUUUAUGCCCAAUAACACUGGUCUCCAAUUCCAUUGCAACUCCUUACUGUUGAUGGUUAGUUUUGUAUCGACUUGAAGUGCAUUCCUCCCAUUUGUGAACUUAGAGUAAACCGUUGUCUGUAUUAACGGCCAUUUUCCAUCAUCUCGCGUAGGCUUCCAUUCUGUUUAGGUCGUUUUGAAGCCGGUGCAAUGUUUUGACAUCCUUUCCCGAGCUCCAAAUUCUAAUUUCUCUUGCAAGUCGUACACGUAUGCGAGAAACAGGGUGCAGCUGAGAGUGGACCCCUCCGGAAGCCUGUCCUCUAGAACUAGCUGAUCUGAUUGGCUAUUGCCAACCCACGUGGCAACGGUUCUGUUUCUUAGGAAGUUGUCCACCCAUGUUUCCAGAGAUUCCCAGUUUGUGGCAUUUAUCCCUGAGUCCUGUACGCCAUACUCGGUCGUACGCUUGAGGUCAAAGAAAACUGCCACCAUGUGAUUUUUUUUUCUGGAGCUAAUUUUUCAUCGAUUGGACAAGACGGAUCACCUGGUCAAUGGGUUGGCGACCCUUUCAGAACCCACCUGGGGUCGUUGGUAGGCACUUAUUCUUUUCUAAAACCAAUGGAGUUGCCAAUUUAACAUUCUUUCAGCUAUCCUCCCCACACAUGAUGUUAGUGAUAUUGGUCGAUAGCUGCUUGGUAAAUGGCCUGGUUUACCAUCCUUUAGUAUUAGGAUAACUAUGGCUUUCUUCCACUUCUUCGGCAGAAUGUAUGUAGUCCAGGCAAGGUUGAUGACAGCCAGCAAAAUCUUUCUCCCCUGUUUAACCAUGAGGGUCAACAUGUCGUGGUGAACCUUAUCAAGACUUUUGCAUUCGUGUGCAAUUCUUCCAUUGCAAAAAAAGGGGGGGGGGGCGUGCAAAGUUCUUGGUAGGGUACAAUGCGUUGGAUACGAGCUUCCUUUUCCUGAGACGGCCGAUGUUGCGGUGUUCCUCCGUCUCUCCGGCUUUCUCGUUCACUUCAGCGACGAGUUCUUUGAGCGCCUUUGCUCUUUUUGCGUCGCUCACCUCGACGCCUUUUUCGGUAUGGAUUUGUUGUGGGUUCUUCACCUUACCCACGCCAGAGAGAUUUCUGCGUAGUUUUUACACUUUCCUGCCAUCUUGGAGGUCGAGCUUUUCACAUGCACUUACCCAUUUCGAUUUUUUUUGCUUUUUGGACAGCCACCCGAACUUGAGCCGUACGUCUGUUGUAGCGUGCACGAGCAGCAGGUGUCUUCUUUCUCGUGGCUUAUUUUAGGGCUUUCAAUAAUCGCUCUACUCGGUCCCAGCUUGCCCCCCAGCAGUGGAUAUUGAGUGCUUUUUUAAGGUCACCGUGACCUGCUUUAAAUAAUUUAUUGAAAUAGCCAUUGAGUUUUGGGUUUGGUCAGAAGUCUUCCUCUCAUUGUGGAGGAGGCCUUGCGUCACCUCCCCUUGCCCCGUAAAUCUUUCCGACGGGACGUUGACCGUGUGCGGUCGGGUUUUUUGGCUUCGGGUGAUCUGUUCACCUUACUAGUCAGGCGCGCCGUGAAGAGGCAAAACCCUUGCGACGCCGCGGAGUUUCCUCGGCGAUAUAGAGAGGCUCCUCUCCAGUUGGCUGAGCACUAAAUCACUUCAUUUCGAUUUGCACUUAACCUCUUCAGUUGGCUGUGCACUUAACCUCUCAAGUUGGCUGUGCACUUAACCUCUCCAGUUUGCUGUGCACUAAACCACUUCAUUUGGAUUUGCACUUAAUCUCUUCAGUUGGCUGUGCACUUAACCUAUCCAGUUGGCUGUGAACUUACCCUCUCCAGUUGGCUGUGAACUAAGCCACUUCGUUUGAAUGUGCACUUAACCUCUUCAGUUGGGUGCACUCUAAACCCUUACAAAUAAAUAUGCUAUACAGAUGAACGUAACUUUACAUGUUUUUCAUGUCGAUAACUAUAGAUAGUUUUAAUUCACUCAUUUUAGAUACCUUAAUGUAUAUACUAUUCACUAUACUAUAAAUAUUACUAGAUAUAAAUUAAAAGAACUAUCUAAUAAAAAUAAAUUGACAAGAGAUAUCUAUUAUAAAAUAAAUGUAAAAAGCUUAUUUAGAUGGCUCUCAAACUAUUUCGCUGAUAGAGUUGAUCUUUUCCAGGGUACCCGGAUGACGAUUUCAAGAAUCAACCUGACCGCAAACGACUGCCCACCCCCGGGGACAUGGAAGCCCACUACCCACAUACUAUUGACCCCGUGGAAGACCCCUUGACCCCACAAAUGGCCACUGGAGAAUCAGCUAAGAAGAAAUGCAUAGUAAUGUAACUUCAGAUGUUUACAUAAUCCAGAUGAAGGAUAUGACGUCAUAAUAAUAAUAAGACAGAUUUGGAUUAGUUCUGUAACACGCACGAUCAAUUGCUGGGACUGAACCCUAUACACAACUGCUGUAGCACAAACCAACAAUUGCUAGGACUGAACCCAAUACACAACUGCUGCAGCACAAACCAUCAAUAGCUAGCAAUAAAUUCAUUACUCAACUGUUGUAGCACAAACCAACUAAUUUUCGAGCUAGUACUAAACAGUGAAAUACACAAAUUCUCACAAAUUCUUUACCCUCACCCCCACUAAGUGCUACGUCACAACUAAAACAGUUAAAAACAUACAUACAAUUUUCAUAGCUGACCUAAGAUUUUAUUGUAUUGUUUAACACUAAUGAGGACCCGGCAUGCGUUGCAUUGCCACUCUAAGAAAGGAAGGGUUUUUGCUUUAAUCAUGUGUUUUGCAGUACUGUUAAUACUGACAAUAUAUUUUUUUUCUGCAUGGUGCGUAAACGAAUAAAUUUGAAGCAAGAACGUGAGAAGCAAGGAUUUUCAAAAAGUUAGAUUCCAGACAACAAAUUUAGGGGUUAACGGCCCAAUGAGGAAUAUUUUAAAAUGUUUGUAAUUGAAAUGACUCACAAAACUUUUAUGGCAAUCGCAUGAAUGAUACAGGAGCACACAUGCGACAUACAUACAUUCAUUCAUUUAUUUAUUUAUAUAGAUUAAAAAAGCAAUGACUUAUAUCCCUUAAUUUUAACUUUAAGAAUGGCAAUUACAUUAUCAGAUCUGUCACGCGCGGUCAUUAAAUCAAAGAAACUCGAAAAUUUGUCUUCAUAGUCGAUUCGCGCUAUGACGUCAUUUGCGGGUUUAUUUAGAACAAAUUAAUUUUGAUUUUAGUUCGCAAUAUUAACAACGCACUAAACAAAACAUAUUUUUUGGUUUUCCCGAUAAAUGCUACUACGAUGUAAUUCUUUGAUCAUAUUUUUUUAAAAUAAUUUUUUCCAUAAAUUUCAAGCUUGAAAAAAGUCUUGAAAUAGUUUCAUUAUUGUUAGAUUAAAUUUUUUUCUUAUUUAUAAUAAUAAUACUCAAACUUUUAAUAAUAUAAAAGCGGAUAUAUAAUAUUUUUUCGCAUAAAAUUUUAUUCGAUUUCCGUAAAAAAAAAAAAAAAGAAAAUAACUAUGAUCGUUUUUAUGAAUCUGAACGCAUUUAAAUCUUUUCGUUUCUUUGGCGUUACGGUUAGCAUAGCUCAUUAUUAAAUAUGUUUUUCCAUUAUGGUUCAAGUGUACUAAUAUUAGAAGACUGUGGCGUGAACACAAAACAACCAAGUCCUCCCCGAGCCGAAUGUAAAAUGGCCACAUAAGUUUAGCGUCAUUUUUUUCUAUAUGCGCAGAAGGUGUGCGCAACUGAUUUAACGGUACAUCUAAUACAUGAGUCAAUUAUGACCUGAAAUAAAUGUUUUAAAAUUAAUUAAAUAGGGAAUUUUGUGACGUCACAAAUUCUUGACCCCCUCCCCCCACUCGGCUUGACGAAAUUUUCGAACGUACCCUGAAACAAAGUCUAACAUUGGAUUAAUUGUUUCAUGAUAUUGCAUUAGCUUAAUUGUUUUUAAAUUAUCUUUAGAUUGGUUAGUGGUUACCUUUAGUUUACGCAACAUUCCAUAAUGUAUAGAUUGUUUUUUCUUAAG